UUCUUAUAUCUACCUGACACAACUCAACUGCACACUUUCGUAGCAUGAAAAGAAAAUAUCUGAAUGCUCUGGGUACGAGAAUACACUGCGUCAAGGAACAAUCGAACACGCGAACGAGAACAAAGAAUAACGUUCCAUCGAACAUACCCUUGUGAGGACGGUUACGGUAAUGGCGGAACGUUGAGAAUGGGAAAACAACACACAGGAGACAACGAGAAAUGUCUGUUUCUCUGGCUGUGGCUCUCCUAGCAUACACGCUUGCAGUUUUAGUUCUGCCCACCGCUGGUUACUUUGCUGACGAAUACUGGGGAAACACAGAGACCUGGUCAGACUAUGCGGACUAUCCAUCGGAAAAACUACCCUUAUACAGUGCCAAAUCUCACAGUCAGCACAGGCACGGAACGCACAACAAGCAUGUUGGCAAAAGUCGCACCGGAAAACAUCGAGCGACUAUAACUAAUUCACCAGUACGUAAGACAGACGACAAAGAACCAAGGCAGCGAAACGUUCUGUUGGACAGGUUGCGGUCAAGCUCCUUUGGUAUGAAAAGUAGACACCAGGACGAGACAGAAGACUAUCAGCUCGGCUUAGAUGUUGCUCCAGUGCACAAAAAGUCGCCACUAUCCUUUGGAUAUCGUAAAGACGCGUUGAGUCAAAGGAAAAUGACGUCUAAACUUGAUGCUUUCAAAGCCCCUUCUGCGACACUAAAACCCAAGUUCAAUAACGCUUCUGAAUCAGGGCAAAUCCUAGCUAAGCAACAAGGCUCUACUUCGAACGACUGCGCGGUGACCGUCAUCUAUGCGUCAUCUCUAACCUUUCUCGUCACCGUUGCCAUGGUGAUACUACUCUACCUCAUCCUAGUGCUCACGUUCAAACGGCGCCGGUUCAAGCCACACGAUUGGUGGAUGGCAGGCCAAGGGUCAGACCACGGCGGCGACGAUGACGUCAUGAACGACCGCGCGUCCAAUCUGAGCUUGCUCAAGCCUUUUUUUCACCUGGCGUCAGAGGAUGAGGUGUUUCACAUCGGAGGAACGCCCAGGUCCGGGACAACAUCAUCCUCGGAGGAGGAUUCGCUCAUGAAGAGUCUCAAUAAGAAAAACAAGAAGAUGAAGGCGCCCACGAGAAAGGAGUUUUCCGGACGUGACACUAAGGAACAGCAGGAUUUGAGAGAAAGUCGCACAGAGAGAUGGGUGGAAAGCGUUUCACAACUGAACCAAGAUCGGAGCACACAGAGCUAGAAUUGGUCAUAAUCAAUGGGAAACCACCAUGCAAAAUAGUUAUUACAAAAUAUUUGUCGUCUC
This is a messenger RNA of Branchiostoma floridae (Florida lancelet), 1301 nucleotides long. RefSeq lists its product as uncharacterized. The coding region runs from base 219 to 1238 and encodes 339 amino acids. The record is from RefSeq and is a predicted model, not a curated record. NCBI's taxonomy places the organism in Eukaryota, Metazoa, Chordata, Leptocardii, Amphioxiformes, Branchiostomatidae. The transcript is spliced from 2 exons.